Petromyzon marinus (sea lamprey) is the source of this 2628-nucleotide messenger RNA. RefSeq names its product ubiquitin domain-containing protein 2-like. The record is from RefSeq and is a predicted model, not a curated record. Lineage: Eukaryota; Metazoa; Chordata; Hyperoartia; Petromyzontiformes; Petromyzontidae. Gene Ontology annotation, molecular function: protein binding.
UAAAGUCACGUAGAAUGAGACUAAAAUAAUAAAUUGAUAAAAUAAAAUAAUAUUCUCACGACGUUUCGGGUUUGACGGCUGUGAAUUAGAGAUGAAGACUGCCCGUGUUUGCACCAUGGGUCCUGAUGAUAAUUACAUUCAAUAGUGAAUAGUUACCCACUGAUAUGGAUUCACGUAUUAGUCACUCGCAGGAUCAACAUAAGAGGCGACGUUUCGGGCAAUGCCCCUUUCAUAAGCCCACGAAUGCGGAUCUGUCGUAGUUGAACCCUAAGAACCCGCACGAGGGUGGAUGGGGGCGGAGUCUGCGCGGCCUCGCGCGUGACGUCCCGAGGCGGAAGUGUCGUCACGACCCCCGCGCACGUGCUCGUGAUGUCACAUACCCCCUCGUGACCCCGCCCCCCCGGGGGCUCGCGGCGCCCGAGUGCAAAACAGAGAGGGCAAGGCCGCAGGGUUCGGUAGGCAGAGACAGGGAGAGAGGGGCAAGGCCGCGGGGUUCGGUAGGCAGAGACAGGGAGAGAGGGGCAAGGCCGCGGGGUUCGGUAGGCAGAGACAGGGAGAGGGGGCAAGGCCGCGGGGUUCGGUAGGCAGAGACAGGGAGAGGGGGCAAGGCCGCGGGGUUCGGUAGGCAGAGACAGGGAGAGGGGGCAAGGCCGCGGGGUUCGGUAGGCAGAGACAGGGAGAGAGGGCAAGGCCGCGGGUUUCGGUAGGCAGAGGCAGGGAGAGAGGGGCAAGGCCGCGGGGUUCGGUAGGCAGAGACAGGGAGAGAGGGGCAAGGCCGCGGGGUUCGGUAGGCAGAGACAGGGAGAGAGGGGCAAGGCCGCGGGGUUCGGUAGGCAGAGACAGGGAGAGAGGGGCAAGGCCGCGGGGUUCGGUAGGCAGGGAGAAGGGGCAAGGCUGUGUGGUUAUAUAGGCACGGCGAGCUAUAGGGGGCAAUGCUGUGGUGCUCUAUAGGCAGAGCCAGGGAGAGGGGGCAAGGCUCUUAGUUGCCGGGCAAGGCUCUGAGAUACGGUUAGAGACCGGGACAGGGGGCAAGGCUCGGGGAUAAGAGGCAUGGUCCAGGAGUAGGUGGGCAAGUCCAGGGAUAGGGGCAGGGUCACGGGACCUGGACCCGGCCGGCUGAGCCUUGGGGCUGAGAGAAAAGGAACACGGUGGGCACGGCUCGUGCGAGAAGGGCACGGCUCAGGGGCACGGCCACACUGCCCCAUGGGAGGCUGCGUGGGCAGCCGGCACGGGUCCUCGGGCAGCCUCAACGAGAACUCGGACGGCGCGGGAGUGGCGCUGGGCCGGAACCAGCCGUUGCGCAAGGAGCGCCCCAAAUGGAAGAGCGAGUUCCCCAUGACGGCGGGGCAGCUGCGCAGCAAGCGCGACGAGUUCUGGGACACGGCGCCGGCCUUCGAGGGCCGCAAGGAGAUCUGGGACGCGCUGCGCGCCGCAGCCUCCGCCUUCGAGGGCGGGGACCACCAGCUGGCGCAAGCCAUCGUGGACGGUGCCAGCAUCUCGCUGCCGCACGGGUCGUUGACGGAGUGCUACGAUGAGCUGGGAAACCGCUACCGCCUGCCCGUCUAUUGCCUGGCGCCCCCCGUGAACCUGGUGGAGGGGGGCGGCGGGGGCAACUCGGACGGAGACUCGCAGACCUCAGACGCCCAGUCGGCGCCGCCGCCGCCGCCCCCCGGCCAGGAGCUUCCCCUACGCCUGCGCGUGUCAAUGAUGGGGCGCGACGUGCGGCUGGUGGCGCGCACCACCGACACGGUGCUGCAAGCCAAGCGCCGGCUGCAGGCGCUGGAGGGGCCCGAGCCGUCGAGCCAGCGCUGGUUCUACUCGGGGCGCCUGCUCGCCGACCGCACGCGCCUCGUCGACGCCCGCAUUGCCAAGGACUUUGUGGUGCAGGUGGUGGUGACGCCGAGGGCCGACGCGGGGAAGGACGACUGACCGGCUCGCUCGGCCACGAGAGGGCGCGACGAGAACUCUCGAUUGACCUCGGGAGUCGCCCCGAUCGCGUCAGUCCAUGGGAUGGUACGAGCGAGGAGACGGGGGGGAGGAGGAGGAGGGGAGGAGGAGAGGAAGAAGAGGAAGAAGAGUGAGAGGAGGGAGAUGGAGGAGGUGGAUUGUAAGCCACUGCUUAUUUUCUGGUUGUGCGACACGACCUCGCUUGACCUCCGUAAUCCGUUACGCUGUCAGAAGGAGGAGGAUGGAGAUGCAUCGCAGGCGAGACGAAUUGGAAGCCGUUGGACUUGGACGUGCUACCUUCCCCUUGGGCGAAAGCCGGACCUUCAGGACCUUGCGUCUCGGACUGCAGUGUGAGCCCACUCCCCCUACCUCCUUUUCACAUCUGGGGUCCGCCUAGACAGUUCCCCCACCCCCUCGCACAUCCCCACCCCCGAGUGCUAGGACAUAUUUGAAGGAGGUUGGAGCUGUGUUUGUUCACCGAUAUCCUCCUCCCGGUGUCGCCUGCGUUGGCGCCAUCUGCAGCAGCAGCAACUCAGCCGCUGCCGCCAUUCGCCACUAAGUGGCGGUGAUGUCACUACAGAGAUUGCGCCGGGGCUGGUGCACUUUUCAGGCUGUGCAAAAUGGCGGAAGCUUUGCUGCCUGUUGCUGGAAACGGGCGCAUACACAGCGAACACACCCGCA